CCACUCAAAGAUAUCCCAAUUUUGAAUCCACAUUCUCUCUUAUCCCCUCUGAUCCAAUUCACCACCCUUCUCGGUUCACACCCUCACCGAAUGGAAAAGAAGGUAAGGAAUUUUCAGCGUUGAAAAUCCUCACCCCCCCCUUUCCACAUUUUUGGUGUGGGCAUGAUCUGUAGCACUAAUUUGAAUCUUUGGAAUAAACCCUUCCAGGGGGGAAAACCAAACCAAAACCACCAUGCAUAGUAACAUGCCCCUUAAGGCACCCUAACCUAAUUAAUAUUCCUUCACCAUGAUGUCCUGUGUUUCAAUAACAGAUAACACACGUUAAUCAUAUCACAUCACCACAAAAUUUUACAUAUGAAAAAUAAGUACAUGGCUUGUUCUUAAAGAAAAGGAAACCAUGCAAGCGGUACCACGUUAAUGUUUGGUUGUUUUUCUUUUUUUUUCAUUGUUUUGUUAUUAUUAUAGAUGGAGAGAUUAGAGAGGAGGAGCAAGAAGGAGGAAGUGAAAGAAAAGAAAAAGAGCCGAAAGUUUGAGUUAACGUUGAUGUUGGGUGGCCAGAACCAAAAGAAAGAGGUGGUUGACGACGACGACGUAUCGGUAUCGCCGAGGGAUGUGUUUGGGGUUCCUAUUUUAGGGAUGGAUUCAGAUAGCACGGGGAGCAGCAACUACGGCGGGCCGGGGUCGCCAGGCCUUGGCCAGAAGCAUAGCCAGCAGUGGAGGGCGAUGAUCGAUGUUUUGAGGUUCAAGUCCGUUAGGAGAUUCUCAACGAUCCCGUUGCUUGCAGCGAGCUACGAGAUCUCGAGGAAGAGCCUAAGGAACAAGCUGGCGCGUAUUCUACCCGCGAAUGAAGAAGACGAUGAUUUGAAUCUUGGAAUUGACAUUGAUGACAUUUCCACCAAGCCUUCUUGGAGGAACUUCAGUUAUGCUGACCUUGCCGCUGCCACAGACGAUUUCAGCCCUGUGAACUUGCUUGGAAAAGGUGGUCAUGCUGAAGUCUACAAAGGAUGCUUAGCAGAUGGUCAAGUCGUAGCCGUAAAGAGGCUAAUGAGGAAUGAAAAAGAAAUUGAGGGCAAAGCUGGUGAUUUCUUGACAGAGCUUGGAAUCAUCGCUCACAUUAACCAUCCCAAUGCAACACGCUUGAUUGGGUUUGGGAUCGACAAUGGUCUCUACUUUGUUCUACAAUUGGCCCCACAUGGCAGCCUUUCCUCUUUGCUCUUUGGUUCUGAAUGUUUAGAGUGGAAGAUAAGGUUUAAAGUAGCUGUUGGGGUGGCAAAAGGGUUGCAGUAUCUCCACCACGAUUGCCCAAGAAGAAUCAUUCACAGAGACAUCAAAGCCUCAAAUAUUUUACUCAACCAAAAUAAUGAAGCUGAGAUUUCAGAUUUUGGAUUGGCAAAGUGGCUCCCAGAUAAGUGGGCCCACCAUGUUGUCUUCCCAAUUGAAGGCACAUUUGGGUAUUUGGCUCCAGAAUACUUUAUGCAUGGAAUUGUGGAUGAGAAAACUGAUGUUUUUGCAUUUGGGGUUUUGUUACUGGAACUCAUAACAGGUCGUCGUGCAGUUGAUUCAAAUAGUAGGGAAAGUCUUGUGAUCUGGGCCAAACCCCUGCUGGAAGCAAAGUUGAUCGAACAAAUGGUAGACCCCAGAUUAGAACUGAAAUAUGAUCUGGCAGAAAUGAAGUGUGCCAUGGUAACGGCUUCCAUGUGUAUCCAUCACAUGUCCUCUAAGCGACCAUACAUGAAUCAGGUUGUGCAGUUACUGAAAGGGGAAGAGGUGCCUAUUGAACUCACACAAAAUUCAUCAGCUCCAAGAUCACACUUGAUAGAUGCAUGUGACUUGGAAGAUUAUACUUGCUCUAAUUAUUUGACUGACCUCAAUCGCCACAAGCAAUUACUCAUGGAGUGAUGCAAUGUGGGAGCUAUGUGCUGAAAGUUGCAUUUUGGGGUCGCAUGUUAUGUCUCUGUAUCUAUUGAAACUUAUGGAAAAAUAAUACUUGUAGCGGUGUGUUUUAGUGUGUGCACGACGCAUGUUGGUAUGAUUUUAAGGCAUGGCAAAAUAUCAUAGGGUUGUAAAUUGGCAUGCUUUUGUACUGUGCAUCAUUAGUCAAGAAGCAAUCAUAGUUUGUAUUGACUAACAUUAAGGACUAAAGGCCUCUGAACAACUAACUAUAUUUAAAGAAAACAAUCUGAUGUAAAAAUCUUGAAACAGAGAGCAUCUGUACUUUUUUUUUUUUUUAAUUCUGUAGUGACUAUAGUG
Messenger RNA from Glycine soja, 2250 nucleotides. RefSeq names its product receptor-like cytosolic serine/threonine-protein kinase RBK1. Gene Ontology annotation, molecular function: protein kinase activity; ATP binding. NCBI's taxonomy places the organism in Eukaryota, Viridiplantae, Streptophyta, Magnoliopsida, Fabales, Fabaceae. Gene Ontology annotation, biological process: protein phosphorylation. The transcript has 7 exons. The coding region runs from base 466 to 1899 and encodes 477 amino acids. The record is from RefSeq and is a predicted model, not a curated record.